CGUCGUCUCACCAUGUAGCUAAAGCUAAAGCGCCAUUUGCGAGCUAGCUAGCUAGCUAUUGUGUACUUGUGCCACAACCGAAACAGAGCUAAAAAAUAUAAAGGCAGCUGCUUGCUACGAGCUUAAUUUGGUUUGGUUAGUUGGCUCGACGUACGUCGCUUGGUGGUUUUCCCUUGCGGGUGAAGUGAUCUUUGUGUGUGUGCAAGCAAAGCUCGCUCGUGGCAAUGGGGAGGCAGCCGUGCUGCGACAAGGUGGGGCUGAAGAAAGGCCCGUGGACGGCGGAGGAAGACCAGAAGCUCGUCAGCUUCCUCCUCAGCAACGGCCAAUGCUGCUGGAGAGCCGUCCCCAAGCUUGCCGGGUUGCUCCGGUGCGGGAAGAGCUGCCGGCUGCGGUGGACCAACUACCUCCGGCCGGACCUCAAGCGCGGGCUGCUCUCCGACGAGGAGGAGAAGACGGUGAUCGACCUGCACGAGCAGCUCGGCAACAGGUGGUCCAAGAUCGCGGCCCAGCUGCCCGGCCGGACCGACAACGAGAUCAAGAACCACUGGAACACGCACAUCAAGAAGAAGCUGAGGAAGAUGGGCAUCGACCCCGCCACCCACAAGCCCCUCCAGCCUGCUGCUGCUCCCCUCCAGCAGCCGCUGCGGUCUACCGGCGGCGACUCGCCGGAGCAGAAGGUGCCGGCGGCGGUGGCGGCCACGGGAAGUCAGUCAGGUGCCGAAGAGCACAUGUUCUGCCCCGACGAGGUGCCGACCAUGAUGCAGCUUCUGGACAACAUCAUCUUGCCAUGCGACGUCGACGAACCGGCGCCGCUGGACAGCAGCUGCGGCACAGCCUCGUCACCAGCCGAGUCGUCCUCGUCCUCGUCGUCCGCCUCGGCGGCGUCGAGCGGCGGCGGCUUCGAGGACGACUGGCUGCCGAAGAUCAUGGAGUGGCCGGUGGAGCCGAUGUUCAUGAUGGGGCUGGACGUCGACGUGGUCACCGGGCCGACGUCGGCAUGGGAGUUCGAGGACACCUUCAACGCGUACCAGAGGAUCGCUCUGUUCGAUCACCAGGAGGCAUGGGCUUGAACGAAGCGGCUCGUCGUCGUCGAUCCCAAUAUCUUAUUUCUUUAUUAUGACGAAAUUGAUUAGUUGCCAUGCCGCCAUGCGAUUGGGUGCUUUAUAUGUCAAUUACUUCCCGGUAAAAAUUCGUCGGCCGUGCACCUAGUUGGUCAUAGUAGGACGAUUAGUGGGAGAGUUUAGUAAGAAAAUAAGCAAAGCCAUGCAUAUCUACCCUGAUUUCAUUUUAUUUUUUCAUUUGGUACGUGGUUUAUUUCUCGUCCCUCAACUCUAUGUUAACUCCAUAUUUGGUCCCUCGACUCUUUGAAA
Messenger RNA from Hordeum vulgare subsp. vulgare (domesticated barley), 1370 nucleotides. Its product is annotated as transcription factor MYB20-like. The coding region runs from base 225 to 1070 and encodes 281 amino acids. Lineage: Eukaryota; Viridiplantae; Streptophyta; Magnoliopsida; Poales; Poaceae. The record is from RefSeq and is a predicted model, not a curated record. The transcript has 2 exons.